Plectropomus leopardus (leopard coralgrouper) is the source of this 1702-nucleotide messenger RNA. The record is from RefSeq and is a predicted model, not a curated record. Lineage: Eukaryota; Metazoa; Chordata; Actinopteri; Perciformes; Serranidae.
ACAGAACACAGACAGACAGACAGCUGGAGCCUCACCUGAGCCUCACCUGAGCUUCACCCGAGCUUCACCUGAGCCUCACCUGAGCUUCACCCGAGCCUCACCUGAGCUUCACCCGAGCCCGCGACGGGCUGCACGCACAAGAGGAGGAGAGGGAAGGAGGUGAGGGAAGAUGAGGAGGAGAGGGGAGCAGCGGGAGGACAGCGCCACGCUUAUUGCCAUGGAAACCGGUCCAGAGAAAUGCUACGGCAGCAUCACCAUGAAUGCACCUGUUCAGCAUCCGGACAGGAACAUCUUCAGUGACGGAACGACUCGAGUUGAUUUCGUGUUGGUGUGGGAGGAGCCUCUGAGCGCACAGGAGGAGGGCGCAGGUGUCAGCCCCGCCCACAGGAAGUGGAGGGCUUCGUUCCUGAGGAAGCUGAGGCACUCGGGACUGCUGCAGGAGCAGAAGGAGGUCCUCAGGGAGAAGGAGAAGAUCUGUUUUGUCCUCCUCAGUGCUCCGUGGAGCGUCCUCUGUUACUACGCUGAGGAGAUCAGUCUCAGAGUCCCUCUGCAGGUGGUUACUGCUCCAAUCACCAACUGGUCUGCACAGGUCCUGUCCCGGCUGUCCCUCCCUAACCCUCUGUCUCAGGACGUCCCCAACCCCCCUCCUGACUACUACACCUGCCAGUUCAGGACUAACAAGCUGCAGAGGUUUUUGGGCAGCGAUGACCGAGAGACGUUCUUCAAGACGACUCAGAGACACCAGGUGCUGUACGAGAUCCUGGCCAGGACGCCGUACGGGUCGGUGAAAAAGGGGGAGGUGGGAAUUGACCGCCUGCUGGCCGAACACGUGUUCACUGCUGCCUACCCGCUGCACGAGGGUGGUUUUGAGCUGCCGACCCCCCCGAUGACCCCCCAGUCUUUAGGCCUGAGACAGAUCCUGUACUCGUACUGGGCCUCUUGGUCCUCCUGGAGACGCUACCAACCUCUGGAUCACAUCAGGGAAUACUUCGGAGAAAAGAUAGCGCUUUACUUUGCUUGGCUCGGUUUCUACACCGGCUGGCUGAUGCCGGCGUCGCUCGUUGGGACCGUGAUCUUCCUGAUCGGCUUCUGGCUCAUGGCCACGGACGUUCCAGCGAAGGAGCUGUGUGAGAGUGGCGACAGCUUUGUCAUGUGUCCUCUCUGUAACAUCUGCUCCCACUGGAACUACUCCAGCAUCUGCGUCACCUUUAAGGCCGGCAUCAUGUUCGAUAACGGAGGGACGGUCUUUCUCAGCGUCUUCAUGUCUCUGUGGGCCGUCACCUUCUUGGAGUACUGGAAGAGGACCUGCUCGGCUCUGGCUCACCGCUGGGACUGCUCCGAGUUCCAGGACAUCGAGGAGAGACCUCGUCCCGAAUUCACCGCCUUGGCGCCGAUGACCAUGAAGAACCCAGUGACCGGAGCCGAGGAGCCGUACUUCCCUGAAAGCAAACGCCUCAACAGGACUCUGACCGGCUGCAUGGUCAUCAUCAUUAUGGUCGCCGUGGUGCUGAUGUUCCUCAUCGCCAUCAUCCUGUACAGGACCAUCCUCCGCAUCAUCAUCUACAAGUCCAACAGCUUCCUCACCUUCUCUGCUGGGAGAGUAGCCAGUAUCUCGGGCUCAGUGUUGAACCUGCUCGUCAUCCUCAUGUUGUCCAAAGUUUACACGUCUCUGGCGCAUGUCCUCACCCAGUGGGAAACCUGA